AUUUAAUACAAUGUCCUGAAAUCACCUCAUCCACUGAUAUCCUUUUUGGUGGUUUUCAUUCUCAAAAUACAUCUGAGACACCAAUUUACAGCCAGUUUCUCAGAAAUUAUGCUAGAAGUAGAAUCUACAUUAGAUAUAUGCACCAUCCUAUCCAAGAAAACUUAGCACAUGAACCUCAAAUUCCUGAAAAUAAUCCUCUUUCUGCUCCAAUUCAACCAUAUAGAAGGAGGUCUGUACUUUCUACAAGAAGUGCCCUUUUGGCAGUGGUAGUUAUAUUUGUUUGCUCAUUUUUUACAUUGCUGUUGGUUUAUGCCAACUUCCCAAAUGUAACAAGUGAAGAAAGGCAACACAUUCGUUUGCCAUGGAAUAUCGAACAAGCUAAAAACUUAGGUAUAGUGCUGAGCAAGUACAAAGAACAACACUAUGUUCCUGUCUUGACUGGUGUAUUUUUGACAUAUAUAUUGAUCCCUUUUCUUAUCAAUAUUAUCAGGUUUUCUGUUUCCAUUCUACUUAGCUCUAUGCUUGGUUUGUACAUGUUCAGCAGUAGGAGCCACUCUUUGCUUUCUAUUGUCUCAACUUCUGGGUAG
Messenger RNA from Agrilus planipennis (emerald ash borer), 587 nucleotides. RefSeq names its product transmembrane protein 41B (gene stas). Bases 138 to 587 code for a protein of 149 amino acids. The transcript has 4 exons. Lineage: Eukaryota; Metazoa; Arthropoda; Insecta; Coleoptera; Buprestidae. The record is from RefSeq and is a predicted model, not a curated record.